Gigantopelta aegis is the source of this 1098-nucleotide messenger RNA. RefSeq names its product scavenger receptor class F member 1-like. The record is from RefSeq and is a predicted model, not a curated record. Gene Ontology annotation, molecular function: scavenger receptor activity. Lineage: Eukaryota; Metazoa; Mollusca; Gastropoda; Neomphalida; Peltospiridae. Gene Ontology annotation, cellular component: membrane. The transcript is spliced from 10 exons. Gene Ontology annotation, biological process: cell communication. Bases 1 to 1098 code for a protein of 365 amino acids.
AUGUCGAAGAUCGAAGCAAUUCCUAGCUUCGAUUAUAUGGAAAAGUCUAACUUCCAUGAUAUGAAGGUGUCAAUUAUUAAUCCUAAGAAGAAAAUGAGUUUGUGGACCUUCUGUCUUCUCAUUGGCUACCGGUACCCCGAUGGAACAAAAGCAAGACAUCAGGAUAGACUAACUGGGCUUCGUUUUGAAGUUGAUAAACACGAGUGCUACAGCUGGUCCAAUUCAUCUUCUCCCCCAAAUGAAUUUGAGGUCAACUGUGACCAAGACGGGGAAAAUGUGACCUUCAAACUACCGGUUAACGCAACCUACAACAAUGUCCUUACGUUAUGUGAAAUUCAAGUGUUUGUGUGUACAGAUUUCUGGUAUGGUGAAGACUGUGACAAGACGUGUAACUGUAGAAAUCAGACUGAGGUGUGUAACAAGACGACAGGAGGAUGUACAGCGUGUCCAGAUGGGUGGAAUGGUACAGCAUGUGAUACAUGUGCUCAAGGCCAUUAUGGAGAGAACUGCAUUGAGGAGUGUGGACACUGUCUAAAUGGUGAAUCAGAAUGUAUCACGACAAAUGGACACUGUUCUAAUGGUUGCAAGGCAGGAUGGAAUAACGAUACUUGUAAAAUAGCAUGUACACCCGGUCAUUAUGGAGAUAACUGCAUUGAGGAGUGUGAACACUAUCUAAACGGUCAAUCAGAAUGUAACAUGACGACUGGACAUUGUUCCGGUGGUUGUAAAGCUGGAUGGAGUAAUAACACUUGUAAAGCAGCAUGUAAACCAGGCCAAUAUGGACAGAACUGCGCGAAUGAGUGUGAACACUGUUUAAAUGGUGAAUCAGAAUGUGACAAGACAAAUGGGCACUGUUCUAAUGGUUGCAAGGAAAAUAUUUGCCAAGUGUACCUUCUCAUUAUAUUCCUGCACCGUGAUAUGCCGGCAUGUAAAUCAGGCCAAUAUGGCCAGAACUGCGCAAAUGAGUGUGGACACUGUUUAAAUGGUGAAUCAGAAUGUAACAAGACAAAUGGACACUGUUCUACUGGUUGCAAGGCUGGAUGGAAGAACAAUGCUUGUAAAACAGUCCCCUACCAGUGCAACUGGAUGGGACAGUAG